AUGAUGGCGACAACAAAUAUAACGGGAAGUGGAACACAGACGACAGCAUUUGAAAGAUUGGUAUGCAGUCCGGUUUGGGUAGGUGAGUUUAAACAACAGUCCAUUUCAUUCUCGGCAGUCAACAUUCUCCUCUCCAUCACAGCAACUCUUGGGAAUUCUCUUAUCCUUGUUGCCCUUCACAAGGAAUCUUCUCUCCAUCCGCCAUCCAAACUCUUGUAUCGCUGUCUGGCAACAACUGAUCUUUUGGUUGGUCUCGUUACCCAUCCUCUCUAUGCUACUUAUUGGAUGUCCUUGGUUCACGAACAUUGGAGUCUUUGUCGAUACGCGAGGGAGGCAAGCUACAUAACAGGCUUUACUUUGUGUGGAGUUUCUCUGUUUACAAUGGCGGCCAUAAGCGUUGACCGACUUCUUGCCAUGUUGUUGGGACUGAGAUACAAAGAGAUUGUAACUUUAAGGCGUACGUACAUCAUUCUAGCUAUCUUUUGGGUUGUAUGUCUAGUCGCUGGUUUAUCCUCUCAUCUGAAUUAUCGUAUAACCUUUUGGAACACCCUUAUAAGUAUAUCAUCUUGCUUGGUAAUCUCAGCCGCCUCGUACGCAAAGAUUUUCCGCGCUCUCAGUCAUCAUCGAGCUCAAAUACAAGAUCAUGCUCAACAACAGCCGAGCCGACCAAAUGCACUGAACAUGGCGCGAUACAGAAAGGCAGUCUACAAUGCGCUGUGGGUGCAGUUAGCUUUAAUUGUCUGUUAUGUGCCACAAUUUACAGUGAGAAUUGUAAUCUUUCUUAGUGCAAAGAGAUUUUCGAAUUUCUUCUUAAUCUACGGAAUGGCAAUUGUCUUAAUGUUCUUUAACUCUACUUUAAACCCGUUCCUUUUCUGCUGGAAGAUAAGUGAAGUGAGACGAGCAGUAAAGCAGACAAUCAGACAAGCAAUCUGCUAUGCAUAG
Molecule: messenger RNA, 942 nt
Organism: Pocillopora verrucosa
Lineage: Eukaryota; Metazoa; Cnidaria; Anthozoa; Scleractinia; Pocilloporidae
Product: melanocortin receptor 5-like
Biological process (GO): G protein-coupled receptor signaling pathway
Cellular component (GO): plasma membrane
Molecular function (GO): G protein-coupled receptor activity
Source: RefSeq, a predicted model, not a curated record